Exophiala mesophila is the source of this 3143-nucleotide messenger RNA. RefSeq lists its product as uncharacterized. Bases 694 to 2697 code for a protein of 667 amino acids. The transcript has a single exon. The record is from RefSeq and is a predicted model, not a curated record. Lineage: Eukaryota; Fungi; Ascomycota; Eurotiomycetes; Chaetothyriales; Herpotrichiellaceae.
CCCUUCUCUCUGCUUCUGUGCCCGACUCGUUCUUGCCUCGCUGGCCUCCCUGCCGCCGACUGCAUCGCUCCUGCCUGCACUCGAAACCUUACCACUCUGUUACAACAAUUGUUCUUUUUAUUUGUACCACUUCACCUAUUGCAGUUGCUCUUUCUACCACGCAUCGCUUUAUUGCCACCCUUCUUCUCCCAUCCUUUCUACCUUAAUUCUCCUUCUAAUCGCUUUGGGCCAUUUCGACCUCCUCGUUAUCGCCACUUCGGCCUCUGACAAACCCCGGAGUCCACCCAUCCAUCACUCCCGUCAUUCCUUCCAAAGCAAUCUCUCCUUGCAACGGCUCGACGACGACCUCGAUUCUGUUUCCAAAUCUUCUCAGUCUAUCCCUCUGAAGCGCUGCGCGCAUUUUUAUCUAUCCACCUAUUCCCUUGUAAUCCACGUCUUCUCCAUCGGUUAGAUACGUCUCCAUUCGCUUCUAACAGCGAAUCAACUUGAACUGCAACACUACUAUCCACCUCAACAUCACCUCGCCCAAUCUUUACUUGUGUCUUGCGUGGACUGCGUCGCGCACGGGUUGGUCUUCAAAUAUCACUGUGAGCGCGUGAAGAAUCUCCGGCGUCAUCGCUGUGGAGAUUUGAGACAUAUGGCUGUGAGAGACUCUACUUUCAACCGGUGAAUCAGACUCGUUCUUGUCCGCACAUGGUAGGGCAACCUAUCGCGGCAAGAGCUGACCAGCAACAACAAACAAUGUUGCGCCUUUUGGCUUGGACAGGCUGUGAUAAGAUUAACUCUCCAGAAAUGAGGAUGUUUGUCCCACACAAAGAUUCACCCGGUGUACCAGAGUUUGAUCAUAGUCUUGCCCCGUCUUCACUCAAACGCAAGCAAUCACUCGAUCACCGGUCACAGCCAGACAGGAAAAGAACUAAACUACCAGAGAAUGGUGUUCGUUCUCCCUCCAAACAACUUUCUGCCGUUCCCAACAAUCCUGCCUCAUCUACGCCAUCCCCGGCGCCCUCGAUGUCCAUUGAAGGCACUACAUCAUUGCCGACGCCGCCUGAAGUGAAAUCAGAGGAGUUAGAAAUGGCCCGAGAAUCGCAAAGGGUUGCUUCCGCUCCUAGUCGAGACUCAGUUCGAGACAUCAUUCAAACCCAGAUGAGUCUUGAGAUCUUGCUUAAACACAAUGAGCUUCGUCUCAUCGAUCAAGAGAUCGCCAAGGCCCAAGUUGCUCUUGAACAACUCCGCCGCUGUACAGAGAUUCCUUAUCCUGCCACACAGCAACCAUCACUUGGGGUAAGCAAUGGUACCGGUCCAUCUCGUCGUAGCACCUACAAAUCAACCCUACCUCAAUCUCCUGCUCCUUGGGGUGUCACUGAUGGUCCAUAUGCGCGUCAUUACGCCCAAUGGCUACUUCCUUCUCCCCGGUUUGACGGUGGGGAACCCGAGUCUUUCAUACAAAGCACUGCAGGCAAAUAUCCCAUGAAAAGCCGUUCCAUGAGAGGUAGUUUUACAGACUCGCCCCUUCAUGCUACAAAUUCGGCGCGAAGCCAGAGGAGCGGUAAACUCACUGCAUUGCCGGCAGGCUAUGGCCAGCCAAAGGAGAAAGCGACAGGUCCGAUGAUCCUCAAGAGGAAGUCUGACGGCGUCCAAGUGAAGCUUGUCUGUCCUGAUUGUGGUCGCCAUGAUUUCGGCAGUGCACAAGGUUUCAUCAACCAUUGUCGUAUCGGACAUGGGCGAAGUUUUGCAAGCCAUGACGCAGCUGCAGAAGCCUGUGGUGAACCUGUCGAAUAUGACGAAUCGGGUGCAAUGGUUGGCGUAGAACCAGUCGUCACUCCUGUGACUGGAAACGUCCAUCCAUUAAUUCGCUCCGCUAAAUUGAUGCAACCAGCAUCGGCCCCUGUUGUUACCGCCCAAAAGACGGGUACCUCUCGUCAGAAGGCCAAAAAUAUCUCUCCUGAUUUCAAAGCCUCGACUCUCACACCACACCUGUCCGACUUGGUUAAGAACAGUGGUUUAGGUAUCGAUCUUCAGGAAAUGGUCAGUACUGCCAAAGAAAAGGUCGAAAUCCCCGAACCAGAGAGCGAGGAUGAUGAAUCAGAGGAGGAAAUAAUGGUCCAAGAAACCGCGCCAGGCCGACAUCCCCAAGUUGCGGGUUCGAAGCAGCUUCACAAACCUGCCAAAUCACCCAUGUCUUCUCCAGCCCUGAGCCAUAGUAUCAUGAGAUCGACACCGACGCUUCGGGGAGGUGGAAUACACCCAGGAGAGGUUACUCAACAUUCGCCACCUCAGCAACGACUGAGCAAUAUUCCCAUUCCGACACCGGAAAGUCUUCCCAUCGAGUCACCGGCAGAUCCGUCACCCAUCAGCGAAUCAAACCAGGCGCCUAGUCUAGUGGAUGACGAUGAGGAGUAUGAGCCUCAUUCACCCGAUAGCAGCUCUGUUUGCGACGAGCAUGAUGUUGAAGAGGUCGAGUUCGAGGUACAAGACGAUGAGGAUGAUGAAGAUACUCGCAGCGUUCGCCCACCACCAGAAUUUCAGACGAGCUGUGCUACAGCACGACCUCAUUCGCACACAAGAAGACCGUCGGCCAUUCGACGACAAGGCGAGGACAGAGAGGAAAAGCACGUGAGCUUUGUCAGCCCAAGUCCAGCUCGAGAAUUGGCCAUUCCUCGGCAAGGAGGUGAUCGGAAGAGAAGAAGAGUUUGAAAGUGGGAGGCGAAGCAGGUAUGCCUACUUUUGACGGCGAAACGUCGAAAGCAAGACAGACCUUGCGACCCAACCUUAGCCAAUUUGCAACACGGCUUCAACCAAUGAGGGCGGCUUCUCGUCUUUGUGAUUGAGGGAAGACCGGAAUCAGAAGUAGGAAUAGCAGAGGGUUCGGGUUUAGAAUGAAGAUGGGGGUUGUGACAACAUUACUGUACUGUACAUAAUUGCCUGUUUGCUGGAUAUCAGGCUGUGGGAGCGAAGGCUUUUAUGCUUUGCAAUAGAUCUCAUUAAGACUCAACUCAAUACAUGGAGUUUGUAUCGACAUGGGCCGUGUUGACUGAGCUGCAAGCCAUAAAAGAAAUUCUAUAAACACAUGCGAUUGUGCAUGUCGAACCAAUCAGAUUAAUUAGAUCAAGACAGUACAGAAAGAAUGGUGUAUAUUAGCA